This is a messenger RNA of Amborella trichopoda, 588 nucleotides long. RefSeq names its product dirigent protein 22. The record is from RefSeq and is a predicted model, not a curated record. Lineage: Eukaryota; Viridiplantae; Streptophyta; Magnoliopsida; Amborellales; Amborellaceae.
AUGGUCUCAUUGCUGCUUUUAUUCUCCUCCAUGCCCAUUUGUCAAGCAAAGCUAGGUUUGGGUGAACCAAAAGUGAGCUGCAUUGAAUUCUACUUACACGACCUCCUUGUCGCAGAGAAGCCUACGGCAGUGAUCGUGGCCGAAGCCAACACGGCAAAAGCCUCGCCCACUCUCUUUGGCGAGGUUGUCGUUGUAGACGACCCCUUGACUAAAGGGCCGGAGCUCACAUCCAAGGUUAUUGGUAAGGCGCAAGGCCUGUAUGCUUACUCAUCCCAAAGUGAGCUCAGUUUGAUCGAGGGCAUGAAUUUUGUAUUCACAGAUGGCAAGUUCAAUGGUAGCACUCUCACUGUGAUGGGGAGGAACCCAGUUCUGCAUAAGGUGAGGGAGUUGUCGAUUAAUGGAGGUAGUGGAGUUUUCCGCCUGGCUCGUGGCUACAUUCUUAAACAAACCUACUCCGUGGAUUUAACAACUCAGAAUGCUGUAGUCCACUACAAUGUAACCGUUCUCCACUACAGAGGAAUUCUCAUUUCUAUCUCAUUUUUGAAUGAUUCUAUGCGAAGAAAAUUUCCUUGUGUUGUUUUAACAUGA